This is a messenger RNA of Notolabrus celidotus (New Zealand spotty), 1467 nucleotides long. Its product is annotated as fibulin-7. The coding region runs from base 140 to 1435 and encodes 431 amino acids. NCBI's taxonomy places the organism in Eukaryota, Metazoa, Chordata, Actinopteri, Labriformes, Labridae. Gene Ontology annotation, molecular function: calcium ion binding. The record is from RefSeq and is a predicted model, not a curated record. The transcript is spliced from 7 exons.
GCUGGCUUCAGUUUGAUGACAUCAUGCUCCCAGGCGGCACAUGAAUGUUUACACACGGCUCAUGUUUUAUAUUUUGGGUCCACUGAGCUGACGUCAGUUUUAUUACAUCGCUCUGGUUUGUAAGUGUUUCCAUCCUGAAAUGUUUUGGACUCUUGGUGACGAGUCUGCUCAUCUCUCACAGACGUGCAUGGACAAACAUCAGGUGGUCGGGGUUCUCCGACAGAUGGAGAAGUUUCUGAAAGGCCAGGAGAUGAGGUUCACUGAGGGGCUGAGGAUCAUGAAGUCCAAGCUGGCAACGCUUCAGAACUCUGUGUCCAAGUUACCUCAGGCAGACCAAUCAGCAGCUCCCACCGCCUGCCCUCCUCUGGAAGCCCCCGCUCAUGGAACCAAGUUUGGCUCAAAGUACUUUGUUGGACACGAGGUCCACUUCACUUGCUCCCAAGGUUUCCAUCUGGUGGGAUCUGCCACACGUGUUUGUCGGGAGAACGGCACCUGGACGGGCGUCAGUGCCGUAUGUAAAGAUAUCAGUGAGUGUGCCAGUAAUCCCUGUCAGAAUGGAGGAACCUGUGUGGAAGGUGUCAACCAGUACAAAUGUACCUGUCCCCAGAACUGGAGCGGCUCUCUCUGCCAGCACCAAACCCAGACAGCACCGCCUGAGUGGAGUGUCAUGAAUGAUCCAGCAUUCAGCCGGAGACCCCGCUGCGCCCAGGUGAACCGGGCCCAACACUGCAGCUGUGAUGCCGGCUUCCACAUGAGUGGAACCUCUGACAACAGUCUCUGUCAGGAUGUAAACGAGUGUGAAGUUUACCGCCUGGACCAAGGAGGAAAGCUGUGUGUCCACGAGUGUGUCAACGUCCCCGGCUCGUACCACUGCUCCUGUCCCAGCGGCUUCAAGCUGCUCCCAGACGGGCGGAGCUGUGAAGAUGUGGACGAGUGCUUGAGCCAGCAGCACAACUGCAGCCGAGGAACAACUUGUAUCAACACGGGCGGAGGCUUCCAGUGUGUCCACCCGGAGUGUCCCCGCUCUCACGGCAACAUCAGCUACGUCAAGACCUCUCCUUUUCAGUGUGAGAGGAACCCCUGCCCCAUGGAGAGCCGGUCCUGCCACCUCGCCCCCAAGACCGUGUCCUUCCACUACCUGUCCCUGACCUCCAACCUGCAGACUCCGGCUACGCUCUUCCGUAUGGCGACCGCUGCCGCCCCGGGGCGCACCGGACCGGACAGCCUCCGCUUCGGCAUAGUGGGGGGGAACUCUCGAGGCAUGUUUGUGAUGCAGCGCUCGGACAGACAGACCGGGGAGCUGAUCCUGGUGCAGCAGCUACGUGGGCCGCAGGAAAUCCACGUGGAUGUGGACAUGUCUGAGUACAGCGACAGAACCUUCCAGGCCAAACACGUGGCCAAGGUCCACAUACUGGUCUCACCUUAUAACUUCUAACUCCAGGCUCACCCAGGAGGAGAGGAACUAGA